CCCUCCUCCCUCUCCCGCUCCCUCCUCCUUCCCUUCUCUUCCUCGCUUCCCGGGGCCGCCGGCCCCGCCGCCGUUGCCGUUUCUUGGGAACGCUCCAAGCUUGGAGCCGGCCACGGGCAGACCCUGCCCAGGCCCCCACGUAGCUCUGGGAGGGAGUAGCGGCUUCCUCUUCCCCAGGGGUGCCAAAGCCGUUCCCCCGAGUCGUGUCCCCCUCUCCCCCCUGCGGGCUGCCUCCCAGACCCCGGUCUCAGCGGGAGGUCGCACCCCCCGCUCCCCCAAACUCCGGAACACUCCGCACCCCUUCCCUCCUGGGAGCCUGCCGCCCCACCUGCCCACACGUGUAGGGUGACCACCGGGCUCCCGCUGCUCAGACAGGGACUCGAGGCAGGCUGUGCGCCCCGACCCUUCCCCUUCUCCCAACUCUGCAUCAGACCCCAGCAGCCCCCCCUUCCAUCUUCCCAGCCCCCAUCUCUCCACGAUUUCCUCCGAACCCUAUCUCCCGACCUCCCACUGUCUUCCUUCACCUCUCCUUCCUCCUCCUCCUUCUCUCUGCCUAUUCCUCUCUCCAUCCUUCUCCCCCCUCUGCCCCCCACCUCUUCCUAUUCAUUCAUUCCCCCCAUCCUUCUCUUUCCCACCCUCCGCCCCUUUUCCCAUUCUCGGGCUCUUCCUCCCCAUGCCUUCCAGAGGGGCAGGGAGCAUCUUUCUUCCACCCCGCCCCCAAGGAUGUGAGCCCAGCGGUCGGGAAUGCUGUGGCUGGCCCUUGGCCCUUCCCAUGCCAUGGAGAACCAGGUGCUGGUGAUUCGAAUCAAGAUCCCAGACGGCGGAGCUGUGGACUGGACAGUGCACUCUGGGCCUCAGUUGCUUUUCCGGGAUGUGCUGGAUGUGAUAGGCCAGGUUUUGCCCGAUGCAACAACUACAGCAUUUGAAUAUGAAGAUGAGGAUGGUGAUCGCAUUACUGUGAGAAGUGAUGAAGAAAUGAAGGCCAUGCUGUCAUAUUAUUAUUCCACAGUAAUGGAACAGCAAGUAAAUGGACAGUUAAUAGAGCCUCUGCAGAUAUUUCCAAGAGCCUGCAAGCCUCCUGGGAAACGGAACAUACAUGGCCUGAAGGUGAAUACACGGGCCGGGCCCUCUCAUCAUAGCAGCCCAGCAGUUUCAGAUUCACUUCCAAGCAAUAGCUUAAAGAAGUCUUCUGCUGAAUUGAAAAAAAUUUUAGCCAAUGGCCAGAUGAAUGAACAAGACAUACGGUAUCGAGACACCCUCGGUCAUGGCAAUGGAGGCACAGUCUACAAAGCAUAUCAUGUCCCAAGUGGAAAAAUAUUAGCUGUAAAGGUGAUAUUGCUAGAUAUUACACUGGAACUUCAAAAACAAAUUAUGUCUGAAUUGGAAAUUCUUUAUAAGUGUGAUUCAUCAUAUAUUAUAGGAUUUUAUGGUGCAUUUUUUGUAGAAAACAGGAUUUCAAUAUGUACAGAAUUCAUGGAUGGGGGAUCUUUGGAUGUGUAUAGGAAAAUUCCAGAGCAUGUCCUGGGAAGAAUUGCAGUAGCAGUUGUUAAAGGCCUAACUUACCUGUGGAGUUUAAAGAUAUUACAUAGAGAUGUGAAGCCUUCCAAUAUGUUGGUGAACACAAGAGGACAGGUCAAGCUGUGUGAUUUUGGAGUUAGCACUCAGCUGGUGAAUUCUAUAGCCAAGACGUAUGUUGGAACAAAUGCUUAUAUGGCGCCUGAAAGAAUUUCAGGGGAGCAAUAUGGAAUCCAUUCGGAUGUUUGGAGCUUAGGAAUCUCUUUCAUGGAGCUUGCUCUUGGGAGGUUUCCAUAUCCUCAGAUUUUUUAUUUUUCUGAGACGGAUGGAAGCAAUAAUCACGCUGCUUCUUUGUGAGACUUUGGCAUUGUUUUUAUGCAGCCUCGGUUCCUGCACUACAUCCUUACAUUGUGCAGUAAGGAAGAAAAGCCCCCUUUCCCUUAUUUCUUCUUUGGGAUUUUGAAUUUAAUUGAAAUGGUUUUAAGUGAAAGACUAAAAGGGAAAUCUGGCCUAUGUCAUUGUUUCAGUGUUUUGGUAAUAAAAUUCAAUAUCAUUUGCAAUAAAUUUUAUAAGGGACUUUGAUUUUGCAUUUUUUUAGUCCCCUCUUCCCUAUUCUCUCCUCUCUACUCCUUUAUUCUCCCAUUUCAGAACACAGAUUCUUCAAUACACUAACAUUAAUCACUAAAUUCUAAAUAUUGCUUCAAAAUACUUAUUCCAAAAAUAUUCCAGAACUAAAAAUAUAAGCUACAUUUUCAUUCGAAAACAAUUCCCCGCUGUGGGCGGAAAAAAUUAAGUGAAAUACCCAAGGGGGUGAAGGGGUGGGUGAGUAUCAAAUGAAUAAUUUGAACGUUUUCCUCUGGUUUACACUCACUGUUUUUCUGGCAUCUUGGUCUGUACAGGCCAGAGUGCCUGGAGGCAUGUCUGAUUUAAAGGUGGUGUUGGUCUCUGCUCUUUAAGCAUCUAUUAACUUGCUAUUAUUAUGCAAAUAACUGUUGUAUUACACAUACUAAUUUAUGCGUGGUUAGAUUAUGCAGAUGCAUCACAACCAUGGUUAUUGAAUAAUAGGAUGGAACUCAUUCUCUUUACCAUCUUUAUAAGCUGUUUUAAACAAAUUCUCUAGAUACCCAUGUGGGAAACCUCUUGUUUCCUGUCCUUUUUAAAGCUCAAGCUGUCUGAUGGCCUGGAGAAGCCAUCCAGGUUGUUAGCAGAUUGUAUCACAGUAUUGUAGCCAUCUUUUUCGUGUUGGCCAGUUCUUUUGUGUAACCACUAGCCUGACAUGCAUGCUAACAUUAGUUUUAAAGGAAAUUUUAGUGCCAAUUCUUCAUACUUUUGACCUAUGCAUGUGUAAUAUAUGUAAUAUUACAUAUUACAUAUAUUAUAUGCAUAAUACAGAUUAUGAAUCUGGAUUAAAUUUUUGGCCAAACCUCAUGUUGGGCAAGUAAAUCUUAAAUCAUUUAUUUAGAACAUUUUAUUCCAACUCACAAAACUGAAAAAGCACACAAGGCUGCAUCCACAAAUUUUGUGGUCCAUAUUCCAAAGAUGACAAAAGAUGAAGCCAUUGCCAUAUGCUUGGGAUGCCCAUGUUUAUUUUUAAAUAGACAAUGAAUGAUGUAUUCUUAAGAAAUCACAAUGGCUGAUAGUUUCUGAGACAUGAAGAGUUAAAGGCUAAGACAGAACUUUGAAAAGAGCCCUGUAUUCUGACAAUGCCUACAUGGUAGCAAUUCUGGUCUAUUGGGCACCUACUGGGCAUUUUUUCUUAAUGUCUAAAUACACAUUUACUUGAUCGGUCAAGUGGAAGUCAGAAAAUUCAAAUACACUGAACUCCCUAGUUAGCACUGACCUUUAUGCCAGAGUAGUAAGAAGCAGUUUUCCUUGACUCCUGAUUGAGUGUUGUCACCAAAUAAAGAUUUUAUUAGAAGCAGCCUUUGACACCAUCAGUCCUAUUUCCCAGAGCUAAAGUUACAAACAAAACUUUGUCUCCUUGCUCAAAGCCAGCGAUGAUUUAUGCUGUGUUUUGAGUUGACAUAUUUGAUUUUACUUGUUUCACAUCCUUGUAGUAUAGUGUUAUGUAGGCUAGAGGUGGGGGGAAAUAGCACUUCUUUACCCUCUUCUACUCGGGCCUCUCUCUUUAAAAAAAAAAAAAAAAAAAAA
This is a messenger RNA of Sarcophilus harrisii (Tasmanian devil), 3666 nucleotides long. RefSeq names its product mitogen-activated protein kinase kinase 5 (gene MAP2K5). The record is from RefSeq and is a predicted model, not a curated record. NCBI's taxonomy places the organism in Eukaryota, Metazoa, Chordata, Mammalia, Dasyuromorphia, Dasyuridae. Gene Ontology annotation, biological process: protein phosphorylation. The transcript is spliced from 18 exons. Gene Ontology annotation, molecular function: protein binding; protein kinase activity; ATP binding. Bases 745 to 1872 code for a protein of 375 amino acids.